AUUCCAUGCAUCCCUCUCUCAACAUAGCAGAAAUAAAAGAAAAUAAAAGUAGGAAGAAAAAACACUCGAAACAUCGUAGUAAAAUAUAGGAGUGAGAAUCUGAGAUUAGGGGGAAAAGACAAACACAGAACAAAACACACAUACACAGCACAUCAUGGUUCGUCGCCAUAGACAAAAACAAAAUCCAACCUUUGUUUGCAUUGUCCUUCACCGUUCCUUUCUCCUGCCAGUUUUUUUCUCCGAUCUCUUCCGACUCAGUUCCUCUCUCAGCCCCCAUGGUUUCCAUACCCAGUAUAGUUCUUCCUACAAUCUUCCUCUUACUCCUCCAAUCUACCAAUUCCCACCAAAAUUUAAUCCUUUCCAACUCAGACCCAGAUCCCACCGUUGCCAACUGCACCCACCGUUGGAUCCACAUAAGACGCCUCCCCUCUCGGUUCAACCUCGAUCUCUUAUCUAACUGCUCCCAAUACCCUCUCUUUGAUAACUUCUGCCCGUACCUUCCCAACAAUGGCCUCGGCCAAAAGACACAUAACCGUUCCCACAGCUGGUUCCGCACCGACUCUUUGAUGCUCGAGUUCAUCUUCCACCGUCGGAUGCUCGAGUACCCUUGUCUUACCCCCAAUCCCGACCUCGCCGACGCCGUCUACCUCCCUUACUUCGCCGGCAUCGACGCCCUACGUUACCUUUACGGCCCCAACGUCAAUGCUAGCGCCGAUCACGGCCUUGACUUGUUCGAUUUCUUAAAGGAUGAUAACCCCCGCAUAUGGGCUCGCCACGCGGGCCAUGACCAUUUCUUGGUCAUGGCUCGGCCCGCCUGGGACUUCUCGCAACCUCUGGGCCAUGACCCUCCCACGUGGGGCACUUCCUUUCUCGAACUCCCCGAGUUCUUCAACGUGACAGCUUUGACCUUGGAGGCCAGAGCUUGGCCGUGGCAGGAGCAAGCGAUACCUUACCCAACGUCGUUUCACCCGCCAAGCCUCGCGUUCUUGGAGUCGUGGAUACGACGUGCAAGGCGGUCGAGAAGGUCUGCCUUAAUGCUCUUCGCCGGAGGUGGAGGGUUCUCGGCCACCCCCAAUAUCAGGCGGAGUAUUAGGACCGAGUGUGAGAAUUAUAACGCGACUCAAACUCUUGAUGGGUACGCGAAAUUGUGCGAGGUCGUGGAUUGCUCUAAUGGGGUGUGCGAGCACGACCCAGUUAGGUACAUGAGGCCAAUGUUGCAAGCAAGCUUUUGUUUGCAGCCACCGGGAGAUACACCUACGCGGAGGUCCACUUUUGAUAGCUUUCUUGCCGGGUGCGUCCCGGUUUUCUUCGAGGACAUGUCGGCGAAGUCGCAAUAUAAGUGGCAUCUGCCGGAAGAGAUGUACGGGAAGUUCUCGGUGUUCAUACCCAAAGAAGAGGUGGUGUUUAAGGGACUGAGGAUUUUGGACGUGUUAAUGGGUAUACCGAGAGCUAGAGUUAAGAUGAUGAGAGAGAAAGUGUUGGAGUUAAUGCCGAGAGUUAUUUACAGGAGGCAUGAGAGUUCGUUGGGUUUGAAAACAAAGAAGGAUGCGUUUGAUAUUGCAGUUGAGGGUACUUUGCAGAGGAUCAAGUCUAGGCAUAAAGAAGUAGCAGUGGAGUAACUUCGAUGCAUCCUGUUUCUAUUUUGUCUUUGUACUUACUAUUUAUACCUGAUUAUUUUCCUUCUUUUAUUUUAGUUUUUCAUUUUUAAUUCACAAUGGUUCGUUCAAUGCAAAAGUGCAGGGUGGAUUAUAUUAUUUGUAACCAAUUUGGUAAUAAAUCUCUUGCAUCAUUUUAGGUCA
Messenger RNA from Carya illinoinensis, 1799 nucleotides. RefSeq names its product probable xyloglucan galactosyltransferase GT19. Gene Ontology annotation, molecular function: glycosyltransferase activity. The record is from RefSeq and is a predicted model, not a curated record. The transcript has a single exon. Bases 276 to 1619 code for a protein of 447 amino acids. NCBI's taxonomy places the organism in Eukaryota, Viridiplantae, Streptophyta, Magnoliopsida, Fagales, Juglandaceae.